AUGUCAACACCAAUUUUUAACGAUUUCUUUAAUAACACAAAUCCUUCUAAGUGGUCGUGUGAAAACGUUGUUAAAUACUACCGGGAGUAUAUUUCGCAACACGAGCCCCUUAAAAAAGUUCUUUACGAUAUCAAUAUAGAGUUCAAACGAAUUAAAGAAACUGACUCUGAUGACUCGCGCAGAAAAACAGCGCAGUAUAUAAUUGAUAACUGGAAAAAGGCAAUCGAGAUAUGGCCAAGCUGGGACACGCAAGGUCGACUGGUUAUGAACGCUAGGUUCGUGCUUAUCUCGAUAAUCAAGGUAUGGUCAAGCUGGGACACACAAGGUCGACUGGUUAUGAACGCAAGGUUCGUGCCUACCUUGAUUUGCCUUCGGUGGCUAGCUGGGACACGCAAGUACUGGACUAUGGAUGUAAAACAAUCAAACCAGAAUGACGAGAUUAUCCAAAAACACAUUGCUGAACGCAAUGCCCUUGUGGAAGAGCAGUUACGAGAUCAAGUCGUACGAACUACACUUGAAGAACAUCUAACAAGGAAACGGCCAGCUGAGGAAGCCUCUCCCAUUGUCACUUCUCCUCCCAAUCUUCGACAACGUGAGCCACGAACUCCUGAGGAUAAGGUAGUUGUAUUUUCCAUUGUCUUAAUGUAUAGCUCACAAAAAUAUCAUCUCACCUUUCAGAUGCAUUCGCAGAUCAGAACCACUAGUGGAACGGAAAUGGAAGAAACUGACAGCGAUAUAACGUAUAGUGAUGAAGAGCCCUCUGAGACUUUUCUUUCGCAACAAUCUUAUACAAAUACUACCAAAGCGGAUUCGUCUUUGGCGUUGGCAAAAGAAGUAGAGAAGGAAGAGAAACAAACAUCGAAAUAUAUCAACCGUGACAUUGCAUCAGAAGCUUUAGGAACAUAUCAGAUGAAUGUCUUGGCGGGCAAGAAAUUAAUAUAUAAUAACGUGGAUGUGUUAGAUUCUGCUCGCUUGAAUAUGAAAACCACAAAAAAAAGUCCUCUCUGUAUAGGUGUCAUCAACAUCCAUAACUCUGACUGCACAAAAUUUUUACCCGAUGACUUUAAACAUUUUGUCGCCGAUCAGCUACAAGACCCUGAAAUUGAAGCCGUUAACUUUGCUAAUGGGCGAAGCAUUUCUAAGUUUGUGGUUGAUUGUGAAGAGGUGGUGAUACAAUUCUUGGAUAAAUUUUAUGACGUGGAUGAUUUGGGGUCUUUGGCAAAGGUUCUGAAUGAAAAUCCGAUCGAUAUGUCUGUCGCAUCAAAUGACCUGAUUUUUGUGCGGGCCCUUUUCGAUCAUUUUUUCUUAUUAUACAAGAAUGACAUUCUCCUACAGUCUAUGUCUGAAAGCGAGUUAAAUAUGUAUGUCUGGACUCCGUUACUUAGAAAUGCGUUUCUCGGAAAGGACGAUAUAAAAUUAAGUUGCGGAGAAUUGGCUUCCAAUUCAUAUAACAAAUUAAAAGAGAUCUUGAAUAUUGGUGGUCGCAGUGCUCCAAGAUUGGAUGGUAAGGGACUCCUAAAGUCUUUAGGCACCGAGAUUCUUGCUCAAGAAGAUGGCGUCCUAAACACCCGUGGCAAAAGGAAAGGUGACCUCAAAAAACUAGAGUAUUGCACAAAAGUGAUACUCACAACCUUGUUUUUUGCAUUACCUUCGGAGGCCAAAGCUAACAUCAUAAAAAUAGAGACUUACAGCAUUCAGUCCAAUGGGCUUCGACUCACGAUUUCUGUGUCAAAGUAUUUAUUCGAAAAUACUAUUAUCACAAUGGAUUUGCAAGAUAUAGAAAUCCCGAGGACUGUAGAAGGAUUCUCAAAAUUGGUAGUGGCCGUGAAAGUAAUUUUUUCUUGGAAGGCUCGAACUAGGAAAAACACAAUGGAAUUUUAUAAAGCGCUAAAAAAUGGUCACAAACGUCUGGAGAACGGGAUUAAAUUUUCACCCAAAAAGAUUGCUAUAUAG
This is a messenger RNA of Funneliformis geosporum, 1953 nucleotides long. NCBI's taxonomy places the organism in Eukaryota, Fungi, Glomeromycota, Glomeromycetes, Glomerales, Glomeraceae. The record is from the annotation of a GenBank genome assembly.